AUGGCGGCCAAGAAUGGCAUGGCGCAUCGCUUUGCUCGGCGACCACCUACGGAGACCUACAACAACGACAGCGAGCACCCCCGCGCGGGCGCGCCCGCCCGGGAGGCCCCGCCGGGCGCCGCGCCGCCGCCCGGGGCGAGCGAGAGGCCGGCCGUCGAGGCGGUGGACGGCGGCACGCGCCUGCAGGUCAGCUGGAGCGCCCCCGCCGACGAGGGCCUCCCGGAGCCUGCCGCCUACGCCAUCGAGCUCGACGACGCGUCGGAGACGCUGUACGUCGACCACCCCACCGGCCGCCUGGCCGGCAGCCCGGUCGCCGCGCGCCCCGCCCCGGCCAGCGCGCGGCGCGCGGUGCUCGACGGCCUGCCCACGGGCGUCUGCUUCCGGGUCACGGUGCUCGGGGCCGUCUCCGCCGCCGGGGGCCGUGCGCGGUCGCCGCCGAGCGAGCCCAUCGAGCUGCGCCCGCCCGCGCCGGCCGAGCGCGGCAGCGCCGGCGGCCGCCCCGAGGCUCAGGCGC
Molecule: messenger RNA, 514 nt
Organism: Prorocentrum cordatum
Lineage: Eukaryota; Dinophyceae; Prorocentrales; Prorocentraceae
Source: the annotation of a GenBank genome assembly